AUGGCCUCACACGAAGCUGCGCUGGAAAGGCCACUUUCCCUGCAGGCGCGUGACAGCUUCAGCCCUCUCCUGCAUCAAGCGCCUCAAAUGCAACAGUCGCUUAGAGGAACAAUUCCGUUAUCAUCAAAGGUUACCAGCGUUCUCUCAGCAUCAUAUGCAGAUACAGAAUUUCGCGAGGCGCUUACGCUGUUAGACGACCGAGGCGUAAAUAAUACAGCGGAGUCGCGCAGACGGUUACGACUAGACCUACAGAGGAAGGUCAUUGAUAGCAACGGCGAAGUCAUCAAUGAGUUUGCCAAGGUCGCUGAGCAACUCCGGCGUAUAGGCCAUACCAUUAGCAGGCUCAACGAGAACUUCCAAGAGACCAAGACGCAAAUUGGGGCUGCCCACAAGGCAACCACAUCCGCUCUGAGUGAGGGAUCUUUGGUCAUGGCCCAAAGAAGUCAGAUCGAUAAGAAGCAGGCACUACUGAAGGCUUUUAACGCAAAUUUUGUACUGUCGGGGAAUGAAAUCGCCGCCCUAACGCUUACGUCGGAGCCUGUCGACGAGCUCUUCUUUACCGUGCUUUCCAAGGCCAAGAAAAUUAGCAAAGAUUGCGAGGUACUUCUUGGCUUUGGAAACCAGACCCUUGGACUGGAGAUCAUGGAACAAGCUUCAAAGAAUCUCAGCUUGGGAUUCCAGAAGGUGUACAAGUGGGUUCAGAGAGAGCUCAAGACGUUAAACCUCGAGAAUCCACAAAUAGGGUCGUCUAUCCGACGCGCCCUCCGCGUAUUGGCCGAGAGGCCGACUCUCUUUCAGAAUUGCUUGGACUUCUUGGCUGACGCGCGAGAGCAUGUCUUGUCCGACUCAUUCCACGCAGCCCUGACUGGUGGCUCCGCAUCUGGUGCCCAGCGCGUGUAUGUGAAGCCCAUCGAACUCGCAGCCCACGACCCCCUGAGAUACGUUGGCGAUAUGCUUGCCUGGGUCCACUCAGCCACCGUUGGUGAGAAGGAGGCCCUCGAGGUACUGUUCAUCUCUGAUGGGGAUGAGAUUGCCAAGGGCAUCCAGGCCGGACGCGAGAACGAAGUCUGGCGUUUGAUUGCCCAAGAUGGCGAGGGGCCUGGCAGUUUCGAUGCCGUGUCGGCUUUGAAUGAGCUAGUUGACCGAGAUAUGUCUGGUGCAGUCCGCUUAAUGCGUCAGCGAGUCGAGCAGGUCAUACAGACGAACGAGGAUACGAUUCUGGCGUUUAAACUCGCAAACCUCCUCAGCUUCUACAAGGGAACCUUUAGUCGAUUAUUAAGCCCUGGCUCCAGUCUUGUCGAGUUCCUGGGGCUACUUGAGUCUGAGGCACUCCGACAGUUCCGUUCACUGGCUCGAGACCAUAUUGCCACACUACAGGGCGAGUUCCAUCACACCCCACCGGACCUGGGCCCUCCAGAAUUCCUCAUUGAUGCACUGGAGCAACUCUUGGCCAUCAUUAAAACCUACGAAACCUCUUUUGCCUCGCCUGGCGAUCGGGAAGCAGAUUUUGAGCCAGUGAUGGCCGAGGCGUUCGACCCUUUUUUAUCCAGGUGCAUCAGAAUGGCCCAGGCCGCUGGCGCACCAUCGAAUUCCGUCUUCCUCGUCAAUUGCUUCAUAGCUUCUCUCAACACACUGUCCAAGUUCAGCUUCAUGCAAAUGAGCACGGCACAGCUGCAAGAAAAGAUUACAAAGGAACGAGCAAGACUGGUGGAGAGCCAAUACGCUUUCCUCCGAGUCGAGUCUGGCCUUGAAUCACUGAUAGAAUCACUGGGGGCGCUGGAGGAGAAAGACGAGGAUGUGGAAAAGGUGUCGUCACUUGAGGCCAUACAAGCCUCGGAACUGGUGCAAGCAAGCCAGAUGCUUGACGACUUCUUGCCAUCGGCCUUAAUGGACGCGGUUGAAAAUUUGAGACUGCUCCAGGACACUAAAUUGGCCAGGGAUAUAACUGAGGACGCAGCUAAGAGGUUCUGUGUCGACUUUGAGCAUGUUGAAGAAAUGCUGACGCUGGCAGACGAGAUGUCAGAACGGAGAAAUGCUGUUGAAGGAAUACCAGAAGUCCAGAGUCUCCGGGCUCUGUUUCCGAGGACAAUAGGGGAAAUACGAGAUCUAGCGGCUAGUCAUGGAAACCCAGGCUUUUUUUAUGUAUCGCCACGACAAAACGUGCACUUCUACACUACUACAAUCAUGAACGCCAAUAUCAACUAUUUAUUGAUUGUGGCCGUGUGGCCAAGCGCCGCUCCAAUUUUGCAGAAGACCUACGAUGAGAGCUACCUGACAUGCUCAACUGCUGUCUACUAUGAAAGCCAGGGAAACGAGGACGAAGCUAUGCGAUGCUGGAAACUGGCACUUGACCAAAUCUACGAUCACCACUCGAACAGGGCCUUCCCUAACUACACGCCUCGGUCGGAGACGGAGAAAGCUCUCAUCGAGAGCCUAAGGCAGCUGGAGUUGCAGUGUAAAGAAAGGAUCGAUCUUCUUGAAGCUCUUCGCCUAUCUCGGCAGGAAACAUCCCGCGACCAGUUGUCGUCGGGCGGAACACGGGGAAAAUCUUCUGGAAUUGGGAGCGGAACGAUCCCCGCUGUAACUCGGCCCUCGAUGCCUACCAGAACUUCUUCCGAACAAGGAUUUCUUAGUGAGGACUACGCGGCAUAUGCGGUAAACACGGAGUCGCCAUCUCUUGCACUGAUUGAAUCUCAACCCAUAAUGCCCCCACCCACAGAAGGGAGAUCUUCCCGGCCGCCCAGCCCAGAGAGGCAUACGAUGCGCACAACCCUGCGGACAACCCGUCUUGGAGACAAAUCCCUGAAGUCAACUUCACGGCGCCCAGUACCGAAGCCAGCAGAUGGCCCUGGUGCCAACAAGGCUGCGAUUUUAGCAUGGUCUACACUUGGUCGCCGUGGGAAGGCGGAUGAGGGUUUGGCCAGCAAAAAAUCACGUCAAAGUUUUGAGUUGCCGGAGAGACAGUGGGACACCCAUUCAAGGAGGCUUGUUCCCCCCAAGGCCUGGAGUCCAGGAAACCCACUAGAUGAAAGAUCGAGUCCGACUCAGUCCCCCAUUCGUUACUCUGACGAAUAUUCAUACCCUCGCCCUUCGCCUCUUUCUAUUAGUGCAGCGUCGAAUGCAAUAAAUUUGAUGGCUAUACGUGAAAACGCGGGGCGUCCAAUGCCAGAAGGGGGGCGUGCUAUAGAGCAGGAAAAUGCUUCAUCCGAGAGGUCGCGGACAGGCUCUCCAAGGAAGGGGCCAGACACAAAAGUGGAAUACUCGAGAAACGUGGGAGAAAGAUUAUCAGGAAGCAAACACGCCUCAGAGUCCUCAUUCUCACUUCGCCAUCCAACAGUCCCAGGAAGCCCAGCAUUCUCGGCAAGCAUAAACAAACCAGUGCGUAAUCGACAAACCAGAAAGCCUGAAACGCAGCCGACAGGAGCUAGACAUCGCAGAAGCCAAGCGGGGCAGCGUUUAUCGUCGUCGAGUGGUGAUGACUCCUUAUCUGAAAGUCGCGCAGGACCAGAACAGCACAUGCGGAGGAUGCUGCACAGGGAAGACUCCCUCAUAGCGAACCCACAGAUACAGUCGCCCAUCGACUAUAUUGAGGAUGAGGAUAGUAAAUUUGCAAGCUCGUGGAAGAAAAAGAAGACGGCAACUCUCAAGAAGGUUCCUCCUGGGGUUGAUGAACAUGCCGCCAAACAAAUACUGAACGAGAUUGUAGUCCGGGGCGACGAAGUACAUUGGAGUGACAUUGCCGGACUUGAUGUAGCGAAAAACGCCCUGCGGGAAAACGUUGUCUAUCCAUUUCUCCGUCCCGACCUAUUCAUGGGACUGCGAGAACCUGCAAGGGGAAUGCUCCUGUUCGGACCUCCUGGGACGGGCAAGACCAUGUUAGCAAGAGCUGUUGCCACCGAAUCUAAGUCGACCUUCUUCUCAAUAUCUGCUAGCAGCCUCACUAGUAAGUACUUGGGCGAGUCAGAGAAGCUCGUCCGGGCACUCUUUUCCCUGGCCAAGGUUCUCGCCCCAAGCAUUAUCUUCGUGGACGAGAUAGACUCGUUGCUGUCGCAACGAUCCGGCUCCGGAGAGCACGAGGCUACAAGAAGGAUCAAGACCGAGUUCCUUAUUCAGUGGAGUGACUUACAGCGAGCAGCCGCGGGAAGAGAGGUGGUGGACAGGGACAAAGAUCGCGACGAUGCCAGUCGGGUGCUUGUCCUUGCUGCGACAAAUCUUCCCUGGGCCAUCGAUGAGGCUGCGAGGAGGCGCUUUGUGAGGCGCCAGUAUAUACCUUUACCAGAAUCAAAGACACGAGCGGUACAGCUCAAGACGCUGCUCGAGCAACAGAACCAUACUCUCACUGACGCCGAUAUAGAAGUUCUUGUUGGCCUAACUGAUGGAUUUUCUGGCUCCGAUAUUACAGCUCUCGCCAAAGACGCAGCCAUGGGCCCCCUUCGAUCUCUCGGCGAAGCACUACUACAUAUGACAAUGGACGAAAUACGCCCAAUUGAACUCUCAGACUUUGUUGCUAGUCUGGUAACAAUUCGGCCCAGUGUGAGCAAGACGGGACUCCAAGAAUAUGAGGAUUGGGCUAAGGAAUUUGGAGAACGGGGAGGAUAG
Messenger RNA from Lasiosphaeria miniovina, 4599 nucleotides. RefSeq names its product oligomeric complex COG6-domain-containing protein. Gene Ontology annotation, cellular component: COG complex. The record is from RefSeq and is a predicted model, not a curated record. The coding region runs from base 1 to 4599 and encodes 1532 amino acids. Gene Ontology annotation, biological process: intra-Golgi vesicle-mediated transport. Lineage: Eukaryota; Fungi; Ascomycota; Sordariomycetes; Sordariales; Lasiosphaeriaceae. Gene Ontology annotation, molecular function: ATP binding; ATP hydrolysis activity. The transcript has 8 exons.